Messenger RNA from Zingiber officinale, 750 nucleotides. Its product is annotated as CASP-like protein 1D1. The transcript is spliced from 3 exons. The coding region runs from base 46 to 630 and encodes 194 amino acids. The record is from RefSeq and is a predicted model, not a curated record. Lineage: Eukaryota; Viridiplantae; Streptophyta; Magnoliopsida; Zingiberales; Zingiberaceae.
AUCUUUGUAUAAACAUACUGGUGAUUGUUUUGCCUCUACACAAGCAUGGCUUCUUCCAACACAACAGAGGCCGAGCAGGCCGUCAAGACCGCCGGCAAGGCCGAGCUACCGGCAGCAGCACCAGAUCUGCUCAAGGCGGCAGACCUUGGCCUGCGGCUGCUGCUGUUCGUAGCGACCCUGGUGCCGCUGGUGGUGACGGUGACGAGCAAGCAAACGAAGUACAUAUACACCUUCAAGACGGUUGCCAAGUUCAACUACUCCUCUGCUCUUAUAUACUUCGUGGUGGCCUGCUCGGUAACUUGCUUAUAUAGUGUGCUCACUUUGAUCCUCUCUGCUUCCUCCAUGACCAAACCAUAUCAACCUACAAAGUUGCUCCUCUUCUUCGCCGCCAUGGAUGCACUCAUGGGUGGAAUCAUGGCCUCAGCUACUGGAGCAGUGGCAUCCAUUGCCUACAUUGCUUUGAGGGGCAACUCCCACGUUCUCUGGAUGAAAGUAUGCAAUCAAUUCGACAAGUUCUGCACUAGCAUCGGCAGUUCAGUCAGCAUCUCUCUGAUCGCUGCUAUCAUUCUGGUCUUGCUGGUGCUGCUAUCUACCUAUUCACUGUAUCUGAGAAGCCACAACUUCUCUUAGUUACAUCGACUCCUUGCAUCAGCCAUCUCUAAUUAUGCAUUAGUUAACAGUUAAUUAGCUAUUACUGUGCAAAACUCAAGAACUUAUUUGUAGUUUGUGAUGUCUACUGCUUGCUUCAAA